UUGGGCUUUCCUUCCUUGACAGCUGUCACUGUACGCUGAGGUCAAGGGGAAAGAAGCAUGGCUGCGAUGUUUAGAGGGUCGCGAAACCUAUUGUUAAGGUGGACAAAGCAUGUCGACCUUGCUUUCGUGUCAUCGCGAUCAAUGGCUUCAAAAACCCCCAUUGGGUUUGUUGGCCUGGGGAACAUGGGCAGCCCCAUGGCCAAAAACCUGCUAAGAAAUGGUUAUCCUGUUAUUGCCACUGAUGUCUUCCCUGAGUCUUGCAAGGAGCUGCAGGACAUGGGUGCCCAGGUGGUAGACUCUCCAGCAGACGUGGCAGAAAAAGCCGACCGCAUCCUCACAAUGCUCCCCUCCAGUCCAAAUGUGAUUGAAGUCUACACAGGUCCAAAUGGCAUCCUCAAGAAAGUGAAGAAAGGAACCCUGUUGAUUGACUCCUCCACCAUCGACCCUGCCGUCUCGAGAGAGAUGGCCGUCGCUGCAGAGAAGAUGGGUGCUGUGUUCAUGGACGCUCCAGUGUCAGGAGGUAAGGUGCCAGCCACAUUUGUUUCAAUGUUUAUCCCGUCUCUGUCACAGAAUCAACCAACUGACCCCUUCUCCUCCUUUCCCAGACUGGGUUUGGACCCCAAGCUGCUGGCAAAGAUCCUCAACAUGUCUUCAGGUCGUUGCUGGUCCAGUGAUACGUACAAUCCAGCCCCUGGCGUCAUGGAGGGAGUCCCCUCUGCCAACAACUACCAGGGGGGCUUUGGAACCACACUAAUGGCCAAGGAUCUUGGUUUGGCUCAAAACACUGCCACCAACACUAAGACACCCAUCCCUCUGGGUUCCCUCGCCCACCAGAUCUUCAGAGUCAUGUGCGCCCGCGGCUACGCUAACAAGGACUUCUCAUCCGUCUUCCAAUUCCUACGCGAGGAGGAAGGACAGUGAAUGGAGGGGGAUCACAGUUAACUGUGAUGUGACCAUACAUAAACACACAUACACACACAUACACACACUACAACCACACAACCCAGUGCCCCUUAUCCCACUAUGCUCAGGAGAGACGAAGGCCUUGCCCUCCGGCGCAGAUCUGCGCUCCAAUUAACAUACUGUAUGUCGGCCCAUGUCCGCUCAUAGCAUUAGCUGAAUCAUAUUUUCAAUUCACGACUCUCCCCCUGCAUGGGGGAAAUGCUAAAACUGACCUUAGAUCAGUAUCUAGAGAAAAAGCAACUAUCUUCCCAGUCAGGGCGGAGAGUGGAAAAUGAGAAGUAGGAUGAGGCACUGAAGGCUUAUAUAUAGCAUUCAAAUAAUAUGUGGAUUUUCAAGAUGAUUGAUAAUUAAUAACUGCAUGAUUGUUCAAAGUUAAGGUGUUCUUUUGUUGGGUUUGUGCUGCUUAUUGCCUGUUACCCAAAUGACCUCUGGCCUGUCAUUGCUAAAUAAAAGAGGACAGAAAAGAAAAGAAAGCUACAGUAAGGAAUUCACAUAGUGAUGGACUUUUCAUUGAAGAGACAGUGCAAGAGAGUGCAGAGUUAAAGGUACCCAAUUUCUAUUGGGAGAAGAGAAAAUCCCAUAUUCUCAAUAUGUAAGGUAACCAAAGCUAGCCACACCAUGUGCUCAAAGUUCACUUGUUUUGUUACAUUUGUCUGUUUAUGGCAGGGAGGUGGAUGUCAUUCAAUCACCUCCUCGUCACGUGAGUCAUCCUGCCAGCUUAAACUUUUAUUUGUUGAUUUCAUUUUUCAGUCAUCCAGUUUAUUUUUCACGUUUCAUUUUGUAACAACAUUUGCAUCAGCCCUCACUGGAUAGACCACUCAACUUCUGCAUUACAACUUUAAAUACUGUGAUAUAUACCUGGUUAUUUUUGCACUGUGUGCAUCGCAGUGCGAUGUGCCGGGCCAUUUUGAUACAGUUACAGAAUCUUUCAAACUUACCUCAACCGUCUACAUCUGAUUAUCGAGCCACUCAAGUAUUAUUUUGUGACCAACACUGUUUGAACUAUCUACUCUUCACUACAAAAUGUUGUUCUCAUUGUCAAGCACUUUCUCUCGCCAGGUUUGACUUUGAAUAUCUCUCCUCUCUUUCUCUCAACUUGUACGACAUCCAUGUAAAGUGUAAGCGAGGAACAUUUCCUCCCUGCUCUAAACAAAUGUACAUAAUGUAUAUUUCUUAUUGUUGCGUAGUAUUGAAGAGGAAUCUAAACGGACUCACUUUUGUAGUAAAAUUCAUUAAUAGUGUCUACAGUUUGUCUUUGCUCUGUUAAACAGAUCCUCAGUCACGCUGUAACCUAAAAUAAAAGAUGUUCUGUGUA
Notothenia coriiceps (black rockcod) is the source of this 2278-nucleotide messenger RNA. RefSeq names its product 3-hydroxyisobutyrate dehydrogenase a (gene hibadha). Gene Ontology annotation, molecular function: 3-hydroxyisobutyrate dehydrogenase activity; NAD binding; NADP binding. The record is from RefSeq and is a predicted model, not a curated record. Gene Ontology annotation, biological process: L-valine catabolic process. Lineage: Eukaryota; Metazoa; Chordata; Actinopteri; Perciformes; Nototheniidae. Gene Ontology annotation, cellular component: mitochondrion. Bases 58 to 921 code for a protein of 287 amino acids. The transcript is spliced from 6 exons.